Messenger RNA from Rhodofomes roseus, 1245 nucleotides. Its product is annotated as ornithine decarboxylase. Gene Ontology annotation, molecular function: ornithine decarboxylase activity. The transcript has 3 exons. Gene Ontology annotation, cellular component: cytoplasm. The record is from RefSeq and is a predicted model, not a curated record. The coding region runs from base 1 to 1245 and encodes 414 amino acids. NCBI's taxonomy places the organism in Eukaryota, Fungi, Basidiomycota, Agaricomycetes, Polyporales, Fomitopsidaceae.
AUGAAUGCUACGCAGCUUGCCGUUGAGGGAGAGACAGACGCGGAGAAAGCAUUCUUCGUCGCUGAUCUGAGCUACGUGCUCAAGCAGCACCAGCGGUGGAAGGCGAACCUCCCGGAGAUUCAGCCGUUCUACGCUAUCAAAUGCAACCCCGACCCCUACGUCCUCCGUCUUCUCGCGGCGCUCGGGACCGGGUUCGACUGUGCGUCCAUGGGAGAGAUCUCCCAUGUGACCGGCCUCGGGGUGGAUCCGUCCCGCAUCAUUUUUGCAAACCCGUGCAAAGCAGUUUCAUUCGUCCGGAACUCGGCCAAAGCUGGCGUCGAGAUGAUGACAUUCGACAACACGGACGAGCUGUACAAGGUCGCGCGCGCUCAUCCCAGUGCCAAGCUCGUCGUGCGAAUCCUCACGGACGACUCGAAGAGCCUGUGCAAGCUCGGACUCAAGUUCGGCGCGCCGCUGGUGACCGUACCAGCGCUGCUGGCAAAGGCGAAGGAGCUAAACCUGGACGUCAUCGGCGUAAGCUUCCAUGUGGGAAGUGGGUCCUACGAUUCCUACGCUUUCGCAGACGCCGUGCAGCGCGCUCGCGCCGCCUUUGACAUGGGUAAGGAAGCCGGGUAUGAUUUUACCCUCCUCGAUGUCGGGGGCGGUUUCGAGGAUAGCACCUUCGAGACUACGGCUUCCAUUCUCAAAGAUGCAAUCAGCCAACACUUCCCGGACAGGGAGAAAAUCAAAAUUAUUGCCGAGCCUGGGAGAUACUACGUUUCGAGGGCAUUCAGCCUGGCGGUGAACGUGAUCGCCCGGCGCGCACCUCCCGCGGUGGAAGACGGAUCGCAAGAUAUGGAGGUGGACCCUGAGCAGCCCUCCGCGAUGUACUAUAUCAACGAUGGCGUCUACGGUUCAUUCAAUUGCGUUCUCUUCGACCACCAAGCUCCGCAACCAUACGUGCUGUCACUGAAUGGCUCCUUCCAUGUCCCUUCCUCGGAGCCCCUGCAGCCCAGCAGUGUGUGGGGCCCGACCUGCGACUCCAUUGACUGCGUCUGUCCAAUGACGCGUCUGCCGGGCUCGCUUCGCAUCGGGGACUGGCUGGGCUUCGAGAACAUGGGCGCGUACACCAUCUGCGCUGCGAGCCAGUUCAACGGGUUCCAGGUCAGCAAGGUGGUAUACACGGCCGGGGGAGGCCCGGACGCGGUGGCGGUCCGAAACGCGCUGAGGGAGCAUGAAGGCGGUGGUGCUGGUUCUCAUGCAUGA